Molecule: messenger RNA, 741 nt
Organism: Pediculus humanus corporis (human body louse)
Lineage: Eukaryota; Metazoa; Arthropoda; Insecta; Psocodea; Pediculidae
Product: alpha-aspartyl dipeptidase, putative
Exons: 5
Coding region: 1-741 (246 amino acids)
Biological process (GO): proteolysis
Molecular function (GO): serine-type peptidase activity
Source: RefSeq, a predicted model, not a curated record
AUGUAUUCUAACAGAAAAAUGAUAUUACUUUCGAGUUCUACCGUUUACGGUAGUGAUUUUCUCGAAUACGUCGUGACAGAAUUAGAUCAAUUUUUUAAAAAAUAUAAAGUACAGAAAGUAUUAUUUAUACCUUAUGCUCAAAAAGACUAUGAUGGUUACACGAGUAAAGUUAGGUCUGCUUUUCGAAAGUUCAAUUUAAAUUAUCAAGUUAUUGGAAUACACGAAAAAACAGAUCCAAUUCUCGCUCUUAAUGAUGUCGAUUGUAUUUUCAUUGGUGGCGGAAAUACAUUUUUAUUAUUAAAAACUCUCUGUGAUUUUAAAUUAGUUAAUGCAAUUAGAAAUAAAGUCCUUCAGGAUGGAAUAAUUUAUUUAGGAAGCAGUGCUGGCACUAAUGUUGCAACUCCUUCUAUCAACACUACAAAUGAUAUGCCUAUCAUUUAUCCACCAACAUUUGAUGCUUUAAAUUUGAUUAGUUUUAAUAUUAAUCCUCAUUACUUAGAUCCUGAUCCGAAUUCCACUCACAAAGGUGAAACCAGAAUUGAAAGGAUUCAACAGUUUCAUGAAAUUCCUGGAUCGAGACCAGUUGUGGGUCUAAGAGAAGGUUCUUAUUUAAUUAUUGAAGGGAAUUCAAUAGUUUUAAAAGGGAAAAAAGCAGUUUUAUUUAUGCAGAAUCAAAAACCUAAAGAAUUAGAAAUUGGUAUUGAUUUUUCUAAAAUUGAUCCAGUAUUAAGUAACAAUUGA